Molecule: messenger RNA, 1662 nt
Organism: Epinephelus lanceolatus (giant grouper)
Lineage: Eukaryota; Metazoa; Chordata; Actinopteri; Perciformes; Serranidae
Gene: e2f3
Product: E2F transcription factor 3
Biological process (GO): regulation of transcription by RNA polymerase II
Cellular component (GO): RNA polymerase II transcription regulator complex
Molecular function (GO): protein dimerization activity; DNA-binding transcription factor activity, RNA polymerase II-specific; RNA polymerase II cis-regulatory region sequence-specific DNA binding
Source: RefSeq, a predicted model, not a curated record
CUCUGCAGCUUUUGUCUGUCAGGCCGUGAUGUAACAGUUCCCAUCUUUUGUUCAGUCAGAAGACUAAUUUGUUGAUGUGAUGUUUGCUGGUGUCAAAAUAAUCAAAUGAUUAAAAUCAACUCACUACAGUUUGAUGUAUCAGAAGGACUAUUUGAAGAACCUGCAAAGGCAUCACUACAAAAUUAAAAGUACUAAGUCCUCACCUGUUUUCCCAGCUCCCGCCCCCAGUCCCAUAGCUCCCAAGACCCCGUUGAAGAAGGACAACGACACCUCGCUGGGUUUCCUGACGCAGAGGUUUACGGAGCUGCUGAGUCGCACCACUGAUGGGGUGUUGGACUUAAACAUAGUAGCCCGGGAGCUCUGCACCUCAAAGAGACGGGUCUAUGAUGUCACCAAUGUGCUGGAGGGGAUCAAACUCAUCAAAAAGAAGUCUAAAAACAUGGUGGAGUGGUUGGGCGGUGAAGUGAACGUACACAUGGAUGAGGAGCUGAGGGCUCUGGUUGAGGAGGAGAGGAGGCUGGAUGAGUUGAUCCAGAGCUGCACGCUGCAGGUUCAUCAGCUGUGUGAGAACCAGAGCAGUCAGAGAUUUGCCUAUUUGACUUAUGAGGAUGUCCAGAGGAUUCCCAGCUUGAAAGAACAGACUGUGAUUGUGAUCAAAGCCCCUGCAGAGACAACACUGGAGGUGCCACACCCUGAAGAGAGCCUCCAGGUCCACCUCAGAAGCACACAGGGGCCCAUUAAGGCCUUCCUCUGCACUAACGACCCAAUCCCUAUGGAGACCUCAGACAGCUCUGGGGCCAGUGGUGCCAAUGGCAGCCACUUUAACACAUCCGCCAAAGGGACCAACUCUGCCCUGCUCGUGCCUUACCCGGCCUUCGUCCAGGUGUCUGCUAAAGACAAAGCUAACUGUACUUCUGGAAUCAGUCGUACCUUCAACCCGCCGUCCGAGCCGACACAACACACGACACACGACAUGCACACCUCCCUCCAGCCCUCCUCUGAGGAGCAACAGAGCUUUGUCACGCUCACUCCACCUCUAGCGUGCUCUGUCGACGGGGAGCAGCACCUGGUGAACCUGGCGGAGGAUCAGGGCAUCACUGACCUCUUCUCCUCUGUCGACCUGGACCAGUCGCACCUUCUCUGAACAGCUGUUAUCAGACAUUUUGGGCGCAGUUUCCAUCUCCUCACCAACGAGGAUAUCAAGAGGAUACAAUUAAUUAACUAAGUGCUGAACUAAAUGUGAACUUUUUUAGUUUUAUAUAUACAUUUGCCAAUCCUGGAGGAUGUGACUGGGAUUUACUGACACUCAGGUAUGUGGUGGCCUGGAAUCUUUUCACGGCUUCCUGGCUGUCUCUAGGACUUGGACUGACAUGCAUGCUGUUAUAAAAAAACACAGCUUUUGUUUGUUAGAUUGUUGGGUUUGGGAUGUAGGAGGUGGGGCUGUAUGAGGUACCUAUUUACAGUCAAUAUAUUACCUCGAUGCACCGUCAGUUUGGAUAACAGGCAGAAGUCCCAGCAGGGAAGCUCAGCAUUACAUUGCUAUGGACAGAGGUCGACAUCAGAAUGUAUUUUCCAAAACACUGGUUGGUGCUGGAGGUUUCUGUGAAGUGCUGUAAAGUUUAGUUGAUUCAAAACACACAUUAAACACACAUUAAACAUGUC